Vitrella brassicaformis is the source of this 4182-nucleotide messenger RNA. NCBI's taxonomy places the organism in Eukaryota, Vitrellaceae. The record is from the annotation of a GenBank genome assembly.
GCAAGAUGUCCACGAAGCUGCGGACGCUGAAGAAGGUCCGGGCCAGCCUGCUGAGCCCUCAGGCGCCCGGGGAACGGUCCAAAUCCGCCGCAGCAGCGGCUGUCGACAGUCGAACCUUGCUGACGCAGAGUAGUUCCGGCCGCAGGGACCGCAGGAUAACAACAGCCCUCGCUGCCGCUGCAGAGGCCCGAGCAUCUGUCGAUGCAAUCAUCGAGUAUGCGAGAAUUCUUGGACUGGACCCUGUGACAGAACAGGUACCGGCAGAAACACACAAACUAUCUCUCCCAAACAUUACACAUGCGUCUGCCUGCCUGGUCACCACACUGUCAGGCAUUCCUCUUCCUUGCCGAAGGUGUGUGAAGACGUCCGCCGAUAAGCGCAAGCCAUCAUUUUGCAUGUUCAUGUGUGUGUCUCAGAUGUCCUUCAUGCGGCUCUGCCGACUGGCUGCAAACGGCUCGAGGACAAGGACUCAGGCCGGAUAUACUUUUACGACCAGAACACGCAAGAGACGACCUGGGAGCCGCCUCUCCAUGAAGUGGGGAGGAGAGCCGUUGCCCAUCUGCGGCUGGCGCUGGCCGAUCGGUCGUUUUCUCGCGUAGACAAAGACCUUGACGAGACAGAGAAGGGCAUACAGAAGGAGCUGGACAACUGGCUGCAGGCGAGAGAUAGAUGGACUGCACGUCUCACCCUCAGUUGUCUUAUCUUUACCACCAGGUGUAUGAUGCCGAUGCAAAGCCCUAUUUUCUCCACACACAGACCAAAGGCGCUUCUUACGAUGACCCACGCAAUCGGAUGUUUUCGGCUCUCUUUAUGCAAGGUGUGUAGGUACAAACUUCGAUCAACAAGCCUCCCGACGCUGUGUCUCCUGUGUUCGUUCAGUCAAGCUGGUGCAGAAGAUGAAAGCAAAGCUGCCGACACUUGUCAACGCACCCCCACCGCCGGAUCCAAGUCAGCACCGACGAGAGACGUGAUGCGAGCCCGCUUGGUCUGCAAUCUGCUGUUGUGGGACUCCACAAUAGGCGUGGCUAAUGGUGCAGCUACAAGGAUUCAGUCUUACUGGCGCAUGGUGAUGGGCAAGAAGGAGCGGAGGCGGAGACAUUCAAUGCAGCGAAAGGGAUCCCUUAGGGCUGACAGGAUAAGCAGGUGAAGCCAAGAGCCAGCUUGCUUUGUGUCUCCCCCCACAUGCUUCUCUGUUUUGCAGGGACGGCACUGUGCACUUGUCUGUGGUCGAUGGCGAUGUGGUCUUAAGCCUUACAGAGUGAGGAGCGCACCUCAUGCCAGUAUAUUUCUGCAAGUAUCAUUUGUUCGCUGCGCUGACAGUGAUUGCCGUCGGCAGAAGGCAGCGACGCGUAUUCAGGCAAGAUUCAGGGGCCACAAGGCGAGGUCGCAGCACAGAAACAUCGUUACUGACCGAACGUGAGCCAGCAUCCUACCAAACGCGUCUGAGUAACGGCCAUUCACGCGAACUUUCGUCUUUGUCUCACGCGCGGAUCUAGCCGGCGUGACUCCGCGACCAAGAUCCAGGCAAUGAUGCGAUCGAGAUUUGCAAGGAGAAGCGUAACCUUACAAAAGUAUCUGAUGUCGAGCCAAAUGUUGGUUCUCUGUGAUGCAGGUGGAAGCCAUCAGACAAGAGCGGGGUGAGAGCAAGGAGCAGGAUGUGGCAAGGAAGGCACGAGAGCGUCGACAGAUUGUGGGGAUGAUACAGAACGCCGUCAAGACAAUCGCAGGGAGGAAGCUGCUCGAUGCCAUCGCCGCUCAACAGGGACUAGAGUAAAACCCAGAAGAAGAGGCAAGCAAGCUGUUUUCACUUUUUCCGCACUGAACUGUCUUUCAGUGCUGAUGCGAGAAUUCGUGGCCCGACGCUGCCCAUCUUCAGGCGCACUAUGCCGCCCUCCCUGCUCAAAGCCAACGCUGAGCUGCACAAACAGCUAGGGGCUGCACUGCAGAAGAAUUUUGAUCUAUCUGCGACCCUGAUCCAAUCGGGUUACCGGGGGCACAUUCAGCGUGUCGCUGUUGCCCAGCUGAGACACGAGCGAGAGCUGCUGAAAUAUCAGAACCUGAGUGCAGGUCAGCGCGAAGCGCAGGACAAGAAGACAGAUCGGCACGAAACGAAGUGAUACACUCACUUGCGUUCAUGCACAGCUGCCACCCGCAUCCAAUCUCCUUUCCGAGGACUGCUUGCUCGGCGUAUGAAUGAGCACUAGGUGCGACCUCCGAACCGGUCCAUUGUGUAUGUAUUGUAUGUGUUUCAGAGCGUGUGCGUCGGCUGAAAGAGAGACAGCUCGAGCCGCUGGACGUGUCGAUAUCUGUGGAGCCAAACGGCCUUGAGCUGCACCUCUCGCCCAACCCACAAUUCAACCAAGCAGCAUACCUCGAGACAUUCGCAAGCAGGUACGCCGGACGUUGGAUAAACAAGUGCAUCUGUGUCUGUGAAUGGUUGGCGUGUUUGCCAUUUGCAGGGAGUUCAUGCCUCAAGUGGUGCAGGCGAUGCAGGACCAGGUGCUGUCGCUGUCAUCGCGCCACGUGCAGAAUCGACUGCCAUCCAAAGAAGAGACGAAGGAGGAACUUGCUGGUGAGGCCGUUACCAACGGAGAACAACGGCUUGCUGCACCGGCAGCGAGGCGCGCUGACGCACCUGUAUAUGCGUCAGUCCGAGAAGCGGACGGCAGCGCUGCCCAGGAGCUCGUCACUAGCGGCUUGGCGAAGACAGUCGUCGAGGGCCUUGUCAGCGCAGGACUCCAGAAUCUGACCACCCAGCGGCAACAUAGUCCCACCCAGCCCCCGACUGUUGAAAUGCUCAAAGGAGAGACAGCUGACUUACCGGCUGGGGAUGAGCAGCCACCUUCUGCUGGCCCGGCCCCGGCAAGGCAAGAGCCGGUGAAAAUGCGAAAGACCAUCACACUGGACUACGAGCUUGACAACGAAUCGGCGUUACAGAGAAUGGAGCCAUCCCAGGUGGUGCACGAAGAGCGACCCGCGGCAGAGAAACCAUUCGACAUCGUAGCGUGCGAGUCGCUCGAAAGCCAGGCAACGGCCAACGACGAUGACAGAGAAGGCAUUGUGAUCGAGCCCCCGGAGACACAAGACGACAAGCCGGACGCUCAUGUCUCACGGAGCAUUGAUGAGCCACGAGCUGCUACUUCUUAUGCCGAGUGGGCCCUCAGUGAUGCCCGCCGUGUCUUCACAGCAUCCACCCGCAGCCAGCCGGUCCGCGCCAGCGAGGAAAGGCCUACAGUCAAGCUCGCUCCCAACAGGAAGUCCUACGCUGGCAAGCUCAAGGACGGUCGCUUCACACGCAACCCCGACAUCGAUAGCCUCACGGACGCACAGAGAGACCAGCUUAUGAAGGACCUGGAAGCACGGAGGAGGAAAGCCAAAGAGGAGGUCGCAAAGAUGAGGGAGCGCAGCCAGGCAAAGCAGCGUGAAGCCGAAGAGAAGAAGCGCAAAAGAGAGGAGGCGAUGAAGAGCGAGGCGGCCAAGGAGGCAGAGGAGAUCGCCCAUCAAAGAGAUGCCGCCUUCAAGCAGUGGCUGUCCGACAAAAGGAAAGUUGCCAAAGAGGAGAAGAAGAAACAGUCGGCGGAGAUGGAAGACUACUCGAAGAAGCUCCUACUCAAGGUCAAGACAAGAGCUCUCUCCAGAAUUGCAUCUCAUGUCUUGUCUUGUCUCUGUGUCUGUCAGCAAGAGAGAGAUGCUGAAGCGGCAAAGCGCUUGCGCGAAGAGCGAAUGCGACGGCUGGAAAUUGCCGAACAGAAGAGGAAACAGUGGGAACUCGCUGUCGCCCAAGCCGCUCAUCAGUUCGACGUUCCGCCACGGGCGAGAGACACAAUGUUCCGGCGGUCCUUCCAGGGGCCAGUGAGGAGGAACGUCUUCAUCGAGCACCACUACACGACAUUCGUCUCAGACGACGAUGAGGACAAUGAAGAGGAGGAAGCUCAGCAGGGAGGCAACGGCGAGUCGACUUAUGUGCCUGCCGAUCCUGACAUACCAAUCAGGAAUGCGUCGAGUGCACAGCCGGGGUAUGCGUCACUUUCGGGCCUUGUUCCACUGGGCAAGCCUGGAGGGGCAUCGUUUGCCCGUUCUUGUGCUGUUUAUGGAUCGUGCAAGUAACGAGUGCGUACAGGACACUUCAUGACAUUCAUGUACGCGCAGACAUGCAGAAAAGAGUCCACUCACGGCUCUGAC